AUGGCUAAGAGCUGUGGACAGACCCCCAUGACACAGCUAGCCUUCAGAGAGCUGCUCAUCCAGGAGCUUCCUGACUAUGGCACAAAGUCCACUGCAGCACCUUCUGUCCCCUCUACCUCUGUCCCCUCUACUCCUGCCACCAGUGCCAUCAGUGUGGGGGUCCCUGCCCCCCCUCCCAUCCCUGAGAAGGCCCCUGCCCCGAGGAACCUCACCGAAGAGACCGUACAGCCCCCUGUUGCCCCCUUUGACAACCCAACUGACCAUUCUCACACACCCAAUACUGCAGUCCUCAUACACAAAGCUCCCACCACCACCACCACCCCACACACACCUGUCCACCACACCACUCCAUCGAGCCAUUCCCUUCAUCCCUCCACCCAUCAUCCCAAAACCCACUCACCCACCACCACCGAUUCCCCAGCUAAACCAGCCCCUACUAGGCCUGAGACCACCACUAACACCACCUCUGCCCCCCAGCCCAGCUCAACCCCCAGCCCUAACCCAGAGACCUCUACCCAGCCUAAACAGCCCCUCAGUCCCCAUCCUACAACCACUACCACCACCUCUCCCCCAGCUGAACCUACAUCUGAGUCCCAGCCCCAGACCUCCAGCACCACCCAGCUUCCCCCGGCCUCCACCCCAGCCAGCAGCCCUCCAGCCCAGGCUAAAACACACGCCAACACCCCCUCUCAGCUCAAUAUGGUGAAUGCAGGGGAACCAGUGUUCCAUAAUGGCGCUCCUGCCCUGGACCCUCUCCUAGCUGGACUAGUGUCAGCCUCACUGUCACUGCAGCCAUCAUCACCCUGCUCCUCUUCAUCAAACUGCGACGACGGGACCAACGGCCUGAGUUCCUCAGGCUCCAGGACCUGCCUAUGGAUGAUAUGAUGGAGGAUACUCCCCUGUCCAUGUACAGCCUCUGAUGGAGACGGAGAGGACACAGUCUGACCUGAUGGAACAGCCAGAUGGACCCCCCAGACCGUUUGUCUCUGACCAGGUGGAACAGCUAGAACCCCACAGACCCUCUCCUUCUGAACUGGGGCUGCGUCUCUAUAGUCCAACCUGAUCUACUCACAGACAUGGUAAAUGUAUAGCAUGAGGUCAGAGAGAAACUAUUUUAUGUAAAGCUUUUAUGAGCAUAAUGCUCUAUUGAUGUGAGGUGAAUGCAGUGUGUGUGUGUGUUAGACACACAGGAAAAAAGAACACCCCCACCCAUUCCUUCCUUCCCUACCCCCACCUUAUUGGGGAGACUUUAGUUAUGUGUGUGUGUGUGUCACAAUGCAGGAUCAAAGAGAGCCAGAAAACUGCUAAAUAUUCUGAAAUAACUUCAUAUUUCGGACUUCAUAAAGAUACUGGUAGAUAGACUGUGGACAGGUGGAUACUGAUAGAUAGAAAUAGACAUGGUUUAACAGACUCAACAUUUAAAAGUUGACCUGUUUAAACGAAUUAGCAAUAGAUAUUUAUAUUUCCUAAUGUUUAUCAAAGUUAGCUAACUUAAGAGUUCCUGCUUGGGAUACCGCCCUCUGGUUGACAGAUCUGUUGGUUGCAGACUCCUGACGUUUGUUGUCGUGCCACUCAUCUGUAUCAAUGGGACUAAAGUUAUAGUUGAAACCGAGUGGUUCUAUUUGACUCCAUGUGGAGUUGAGUUGAAUGGUAGUUAAUAUGCACCCCUGUAUUAGUAGCUCCAUAUAUGAAGUGCCAAAAAAUUUACUGGCUGUAUUAUUAGGUUGAUAUGUUUUACUGUUUGACGUAAAGUCUGGAGUGAUGUUGAUGUUUUUUAAUUAAAGCACCUCACUGACUGGCAUCAGCCUUAGGUUAGAUGGUCAAAGUAAACAUUAGUCCACUAUAGUAAUUCAUUAGGUUUUGCUGAUGGUCUCCGACUCAAAAACAUCAGUGAUCGUCAAGUUGUAUACCAUCAGUGAAACAAGUUAACUUUCUCCAGAUGUAAUUCAUUAACGGAAUCACAGAAGGCUGCCACACUGUAGAGUUAAAUACUGUUGGUGUGUAAUGCAAAACCCUGUUGUACAAUAUUUCCACAUUGUGUAGGAGUUUAUAAAAUACGUUUUUUUUCUCCUCACGCUGAGUUGAGCCUUUUCAUCAUCCUCUUUAGUCAGGGUUUGAGGUUUGUGCCCGAAACCUUCUUUAUUAGUCUCCACAUGUGGAGACAUUUAAAACAUUUAAACAUUUAAAACUAGAGAGAAAUAACUAUCAUUCUAGCACAGUCUUUAUGGCAUGACAGAGCCUCUAAAAGGUCAAAGGUCAUUGAGGCUGAGGUCAGAGGGGCUGUCUAACCCCAACACCAGGUUCCCAUGAUCAUCAAGAUCGUCAUCCAAAUCCAAAUCAAA
Molecule: messenger RNA, 2342 nt
Organism: Coregonus clupeaformis (lake whitefish)
Lineage: Eukaryota; Metazoa; Chordata; Actinopteri; Salmoniformes; Salmonidae
Product: extensin
Exons: 4
Coding region: 1-885 (294 amino acids)
Source: RefSeq, a predicted model, not a curated record